Molecule: messenger RNA, 1382 nt
Organism: Gadus macrocephalus (Pacific cod)
Lineage: Eukaryota; Metazoa; Chordata; Actinopteri; Gadiformes; Gadidae
Gene: hykk.2
Product: hydroxylysine kinase, tandem duplicate 2
Exons: 5
Coding region: 9-1148 (379 amino acids)
Molecular function (GO): amino acid kinase activity
Source: RefSeq, a predicted model, not a curated record
GACGUUGCAUGAGUUCAGCUGAACUGUUUCAUGCAGGCAGGAGCUCCGUCCCGGGACCUACAGCCAUGUCAGAGACGACCAAACCCCGGCUCAGCGAGGCUCAGGUGCUGGAGCUCGUACAGCGGCUCUACGGCCUGGAGCGGUCCACCGUCCGCCCUCUACCCAGCUACGAUGACCAGAACUUCCACGUUGUGGCACCCGGAGGUGGAGGCGAAUACGUGCUGAAGGUCAUGAAUUCAGCGGACAGUACGAACCCCACUGUGAUCGACGUCCAGACGCAGGCGAUGAGUUUUCUGCAGGAGCACGGCAUACCUGCGCAGACAGCCGUGCGCAACGCAGCGGGGGAGCUCAUGAACCUCGAGGAGAUCGAUUGUGGCUUCGGCUGUCAGAAGUUCAUGGUGAGGCUGCUGACCUACCUCCCGGGAACCACCAUUUCCACGGUGCCGUACACACCUCAGCUGCUGUACGAUGUGGGGAAAAUGGCCGCUAGGAUGGACCAGGUUCUUCUCAAGAUGGACCACCCCCACCUCUCUGCGCUACAACGGGACUCGUUCAUCUGGAGCCUGUCCAACGUCCCUCUCCUCGAGGGCUACGUCUACAGCAUGGACGGGGACCCUCUCCAGGAAGUAGUCAAAGCCGUUAUAGAAGAGUUCAAAACCAGCGUGCUCCCGAGACGCCAUGCGUUCCGCAAGUGCCUCAACCAUGGCGACUUCAACGACCUCAACAUCCUGGUGGAGCCCGACCAGGGCAGCGACUACCGGAUCUCGGGCAUCCUGGACUUCAGUGACAUGAACAGCGGCUACUACGUGCACGAGCUGGCCAUCGCCAUCAUGUACAUGAUGAUCCAGCACCCCGACCCCGUGGCGGUGGGGCCGCCCGUCACGCAGGGCUGGGAGAGCGUGGUGCCCCUCAACCCGGAGGAGAGGGACUGCCUCUACCUGCUGGUGCUUUGCCGCUUCUGCCAGUCUCUGGUGAUGGCCCGCCACUCUGUGAGGCUUCAGCCCCACAACGAGGAGUACCUCAUGACCACGGCCCGCACGGGCAUGCGCAUCCUCAGGCAGCUGUGGGACCUGGGGAAGGCGGAGGUGGAGAAGGUGUGGUUCCAGGACGGCCAGGGGAGGGUUUUAGUAGGGGACGGGGACAAAUGAGGACACUUGUUAUUUUGAGUGUGUGAGUGUAUCAGAUGUUACUUGUUGUGGAUUUGAACACCACUGUGCCAAAUCAUGUCACCCAUGUGCCUAAAGGAUAAUCCCGACAAUGUCAAUGUGAUUAAAUGAACCUGAAGGAAAUGUAUGCUGUAUUUUUCUGUACAUUGUUGAUCAAAGAGCCAAGAGUUGGAUGCUGUGAUUAUUUAAUCAUAAAUAAACAAACAUAGGAACAAA